AUGGUGACUGGCGCCAACACCGGGACAGGCAGGGAGCUCGCUCGCAUGCUCUAUUCCAAAAACGCAAAAGUCUACAUCGCAUCACGAUCACAAGAGAAGGCCUUGAGCGCAAUCCAGGACAUUCAAGACUCCUGCCCCAAAUCGGAGGGAGAUGUGAUAUUCAUACCCUUAGACCUGAACGACCUCUCCACUAUCAAAGCGUCAGCUGAGAAGUUUCUCGCAGCCGAGACGGAGCUCCACGUCCUCUUCAACAACGCAGGCGUUCAAACCAACGACCUAACAAAGACGGUCCAAGGCUACGAGAAACACCUAGGAGUCAACACAAUUGGACCCUUCCUCCUCACGAAAUUGCUCACCCCGGCCAUAGUCAGAGCCGCCUCAAAAGCUCCACAAGACACCGUACGCGUCGUAUGGGUCUCAUCGUCAGGCACCGAGAUCGCGGGUAUCAAAGACACAGCCGUCGACAUGCAAAACCUUGAUGAUCACGCACCUAAGCCCUGGCUUACUGCAUACGGCCUGAGUAAGGCGGGAAACUGGCUGCAUGCCGUGGAAUAUGCUAGGCGUCACCGCGUCGAUGGCAUCGUCAGCGUCGCUCUCAACCCGGGAAAUCUGGCGUCAGACUUGUAUCGCGAUGCGACAGGCUUGUUCAAGUACUUCGUCAAAGCGGUCACGUACCCAGCUAUAAACGGCGCGUAUACAGAGCUCUUCGCAGGGUUUUCGCCUGAGAUCUCGCUGGAGAACACUGGAUGUUGGGUAAUCCCCUUUGGUCGUAUCCGCGAGAUCCGCAAGGAUUUGCACAACGCAAGAAAGAGUGAGGCUGAAGGUGGCAAUGGAACUGCUCGGAACUUCUACGAUUGGACUGAGGAGCAAGUCAAGCUUUUCGUGUAG
Messenger RNA from Periconia digitata, 888 nucleotides. The record is from the annotation of a GenBank genome assembly. NCBI's taxonomy places the organism in Eukaryota, Fungi, Ascomycota, Dothideomycetes, Pleosporales, Periconiaceae.